Molecule: messenger RNA, 6835 nt
Organism: Antechinus flavipes (yellow-footed antechinus)
Lineage: Eukaryota; Metazoa; Chordata; Mammalia; Dasyuromorphia; Dasyuridae
Gene: FIGNL2
Product: fidgetin like 2
Molecular function (GO): microtubule severing ATPase activity; ATP hydrolysis activity; ATP binding
Source: RefSeq, a predicted model, not a curated record
CCAUAAUUAGUAUUUAAUAAAUAUUUAUUGAAUGAUUAAAGGGUAACUAAGGGGAAGAAUGCUAGUCUUUCUGUAGAAAAUAGUUUCAUUUCCUUACGUGGGGUGGAAGUUCAGAGAGAACGCUUUGGGACUGAAUGGAGUUUUCAGAUUUCCCUUUCAGCACCCUUAUCCCUACUUUACCCUAGGAAGCCUGCUCAGAUCCCAGCAGACCUUGGGCAGGAGGUCCACAGGGAAAACUCAGUGGCCUUCGAUCAGCCACACCCUACCCACUUCUGCUUCCUUUUGGGCACAGGGGUCACUCCUCAGCUGUUCCCUGGCCUUUUCCCUUGAGUCCGUUUCUAUUUAAAUGUCCCCUGACUUUCCAGAGCUUUCUCCAACUCUCCCUCUCCUUGUCCCCCAAUCUCUUGCUCCGAAGGCCCAGAUGGGAAGGGGGAGGGGAGAGAGGAAAAGGGACGCCGCUGGGGCACUCCUGGAGAGAGAAGCCAGGACAACUCUCCACGCACCAUUGGCCACUCGCCGCCCCCCCCCCCACCCCCUUUCCUCGGGGCUAAUUUAUCUUAGAGGAGAAGGAGGGGGGAGGGGAGAGAAGGGGGAGGGACUGGGAGAGCCCUGGGGAGGUGGGGGUGGGGGACAGAGGUUAGGAAAGGAGAGAAGAAAGGAGGUUCGGAAAGGAAGAAGAGACUAAGGGGAGGGAGCAGAAAGGGCGGAGGGAAAGGGGGGAGGGAAGGAGUGCAGGGAAGCGAGGGGAGAGGGAAAGGAAGGAGGGCGAAGCAUUGAGAGGAAUUGGGGGAAGGAGGGAGGGGUAAAGGUAAGGGGAGGGGGCGGGGAAAGGGGCGGGAACCGAGGUAGCCGGGGAGGGAAGGAGGCGGGGGAUGGGCGGGGGAGGGGGGUCCUCCCUGCUCCGGGAGCCAGGGCCGCCCCUUGUCCGGCCACCCCCACUGCCCAGUCCCGCUCCCAGCCGCGGCAGCGGCAGCGGCAGCAGCGUCCUCAGGAUGGUCAGCGUCGCGGCCGGUCGGCCCGCCGCCGCUGCCGCCGCCCCCCCGGUCCGGCCCGCAGUCCCUGGUCCGCGCCUCUGCUCCCGGCCCGGCCCUGGUACCGGACGCCCUCCCGGCCCUCGCACACUCACCUAGAACUGGGGCCGGGAUGCCGAGCUCUGUCGAAGAUGCACUGGACACCAGAACAUGCCCAGCCCCUCAACCAGUGGCCGGACCAGCACCUGGAUGUCUCUUCCACCACUCCGUCGCCGGCCCACAAGCUGGAGCUGCCCGCUGCAGGCCGUCAGCGCUGCCAUUACGCCUGGGCCCAUGAUGACAUCUCCACCCUCACAGCCUCCAAUCUCCUCAAGCGCUACGCCGAGAAGUACUCCGGCGUGCUCAGUGCUCCCUAUGAUAGGCCCGCCCUGGGGGGCUACGCAGAGGCCGCCUUCGGAGCCAUCAACGGGGCCAAAGGAGAGGUGGACUCCUGGCCUGGGACCCCCGGGACGGAGCCCCCAUACCCAGUUACCUCCCUCCAUGAGGGUCUUCCAGGAGCCAAGGCAGUCAGUGGGGGCGUGGGAGCAGGGUCGGGGGGCCUGGCAGGAUCCCCCGUUUUAGCCGGGAAUCUUCCUGAGCCUCUAUACACUGGCAAUGCCUGUGGGGGCCCAUCUGGGGGGCCUGAGUAUGGUCCAGGAUAUGGUGGGGGAUACCUUACCACUGGCUACUGUGGGCAAGCAAGUGCAGCUCUGCCCCCCCCACCCUCAGCGGGGCUCCUCCAGCCUCCCCCUCCCCCUGGCUAUGGCCCUUCCAGCUCCCUGUACAACUACCCCUCAGGGGGCUACCCAGCUCAGCCUGGAUUUGGGGGCCUCCCCCCACCCCCACCCCCCACCCCUUACCUUUCCUCGGGCCUGGCAACACCCACCCCUUUGCCCCCACCAGCCCAUGCCCCUCCCACACCCGCAGCCUACAGUUUCCAGCCCCCCACCCCAGGCAGCGAGCCCAGCAUUUCACUGAAGCGCAAGGCCUUUGACGAAGGUGGGGAAGGCCGAUACCACAAAUGUGGCUAUGAGCCCGCCAAGCCCGCCAUCCCUGACGGCCCCCCCUACCCUCCUUCAAACAAUGGCGAAUGCCAAGGCAACGGGUUCCCAGGGAAGCUGCCAGGGGCCAGGGAGGAGGUGUCGGGAAAAUAUGGCGGUGGAGGGGCCCCUUCUCUCAAGGGAUUGGGCUCUCCAGCUUACAGCCCACACCCAGAGUCCUUUGAGAAGUUCCCCGAACGGGUGUCGGCGGAGCGAGGGCUGGUCCCAACCUCUCGGGGGGGCUUUGCUGUCCCCGGGGAGCCUCCCAAGGGUGUGGACCCUGUGGCUCUGGAACUAGUGACCAGCAAGAUGGUGGACUGCGGCCCCCCGGUGCAAUGGGCCGACAUCGCGGGACAGGGCCCCCUCAAGGCCGCCCUGGAAGAGGAGCUGGUGUGGCCCAUGCUGAGGCCGGCCACGUAUUCGCGAGGGCCUUGCCCACCCCGGACUCUGCUGCUUUUUGGCCCUCGGGGUGCAGGAAAGUCCCUUCUGGGCCGCUGCCUCUCCACCCAGCUGGGCUCCAUGCUGCUGCGCUUGAGCGGGGCAGCCUUGGCCGCCCAGGGGGCCGGGGAGGGCGGGCGCCUGCUCCAAGCUGCCUUCUUCGCCGCCCGGUGCCGUCCGCCCGCCGUGCUGGUGAUCAGUGAGCUGGAAGCCCUUCUGCCUGCCCAGGAUGAGGCCCCCGCUUCUGGAAGCCUGCAGGCCCAGCUCCUGGCCUACCUGGACGGGGGCGGUGGCUCUGGUGGGGAGGGGGUAGUGGUGGUGGGCACCACGCCCCGCCCGGGGGCACUGGACGAGGCUGCCCGGAGGCGCUUUGCUCACCGGUUCUACGUGCCCCUCCCUGACGCGGCUGCCCGCGGGCAGAUCCUCCAGCAGUCGCUGGCCCAGCAGGGCUGCGGGCUGAGUGAGGGGGAGCUCUCCGCCCUGGUGCGGGGCACCCAGGGAUACUCAGGAGGCGAGCUGGUGCAGCUGUGCCAGCAGGCCGUGGCCAGAGCCGGAGCUGGGGGGGGCCUCCCGGGGCUGCAGCCGGCCCCCUCCUACAAAGACUUUGAGGCAGCCUUGGCCAAAGUGUGUCCCCAAGCAUCCCCCAAGGAGCUGGACUUGUAUGUGGAAUGGGACAAGAUGUAUGGCACAGGACACUGAGGGGUGGGGGGGAUGCCCUCCAACCCCCUCGGCAGGGAGCGAUGACUACUUUGGGAUGUCUCUGUAACCAGACUGAUAUCAGGGAGGGGUCUGCGGUGGGGAGGGAGGGGAGGGAGGGGAAUCGGUGUGAGCUGCUUCCUUCCGCGGUGAGGAAGAGGCUUUGGCCCUGCCUGGUCACCCAGGGAAGGCUCGAUAUACUCAGGUCUCUACUAUUUAUUACCCAGCCCUGGGCUAAGUGACCUCAGGUCCCAGGAGCCUUUCUUCCCAUCUGUCCCUCUUUGUGGAGAGGAUUGUCUUGUUCUCUCUUCCCCCAUCUCAUCUCCAUCUUUACUGGCCUCUCUCUUCUCUUCUUGUCUAGCUCUCUCCAGUUCCAUCCAUCUUUCUGCGUGUAUUUCCCUUUCUCUUGUUAACUGCCAUCUCUUUCUGUAGCUCCUCCUUCUUUUCUCGAUAUCUAUUCAUCUCUGACUUUCUGUCCCUAACAGAUAGCCGGAGCAGUGUUCAUGAAUAGCAGACAAAGGGGUCUGUAGCCUCUGUCUGUUGUUAAAGAUCCCAGGAAUGGAGAAAUAAUUCAAUACUCUUUAUUUCCGUCUCCUUCCUGGGACCAAUACUCUGCUAUCCCGGGCUGCCUUCCAGCCUGUGGGAGCCAAAAAAAAAAAAAAAAAAAAAAAAAUUAAAAAAGAAAAAAAGCCAAAUAAUACCCCAAGCAAGGGAUUUUUUUUUUUUGAGUGGGGGGAGUAGUGUGUUUCAUAUUCUAGACCUCCCUAUUAUUUUUGUAAGGUUUGUAGAAGUUGCUGUUUUCUGUCUUUUUUUUUUUUUUUUUUUUUAAUGACUCAGGAAGAAACCCCAGAAAGAAUGUCUUUGAAUAAAGCUGCUCCCUUAGCUUCCCUAUUGGGGCUGAGAGCAACUUCUCCCAAAAAAGGGCUUAGGAAAUGGGACUAGUAUCAAAAACUUCUUGACUCUGGCCCUCCUCCCAACUCCCAGCUCUUUCUGGAAGAGAAGCUGAAUGUAUUUCUGGGGCUUCCUCUCCAGGUCUGAGGCCAUAAGUACAAAGAUUUGGGAGGGAGCUGCUGGAUUUGGUUAUUUAAGGCAGGGGAUGUUCCCUAGCCCGGAAUCCCCUCUAUCUUGGAUGUUCUCCUAUCUCCCCCUCCCUAUCUCUCUGCCUGUCUCCUGCUGGAUUCUGUAGAAAAGUUGUGAGUUUUGAAAAAGCUAUUUGAAAAAAACACAAACAAACCCAAAUCCUACUAUGCAUCCUGGGAUCUUCCCUAUCCCAAUUCCAAAGCUCUAUGUGCUGGUCAUCUCCGGAGCUGGGAGAAGGAAGAACUCUCAGUGGUUUGGCAGGACUUCAAAGGGCUCUAACGAAUGGAGGCUAGGAAGGGAAGAUCCUCAAGUCACGCGUCUUGUCUGCUGGGAUUUAGGACCCCAUCCAUCACUGGGAUGUAAAUUUGUGCUGAGAUGUCCCUGGAAGGUUUUUGGUUUUCAGUUGGUGGGAAGUGAGAGGCAGCUAUAGUGCCAGUAGGAGCUCCUGACUCCUGGGCAAAUAGUUCUCAGCAUUACCUUAGAAGGUUCAGGAAAGUUGAGUUUUCCAGAAUUGGAAUGGGAAGAGGAUUGAUGUCCUGGUUCUAAUAAUAAGGAAAACGUCAUCUGAGUGCCCUGAAUUAGAGAGCUAAGGGGAGGGAGGUGAAGUGAAAUGUAUUUCUUCCUCCCUCCCUUUGCUCCCAUCGAUACCAGGGACUCCCAGUAGAUUUGUCAUGGACACUUCUCCAGAGAACUGAGGCAAACCCAAAGGAUCUUCCCCAUUCUGCCCAUCUCUCAAAGUACAGGGGAUUCAGGGUGGGGAAUAGUUAGAUAGUGCCAUAGGUGGGUGUCUUCCUGUUGGCCUUGGGCUAUUUGUACCAAGCUCCUCCCUGGUCGUUUCCCCUCUCCCCCAUCUCACUGGGAAGGCCUUUAUCUCAGAAAUUCAGAAUUUCCCACACAUCCAGAUGCCCAGGCCUCUUGUGCUAUAACCCACAUGUGGCUAUGACCGAUGGAAGGUGUUUCUGUGCCUUGGUCUAUGGAACUAGGAGUAGGGACAGUUAUUAGCACCCAAUUUCAGAUUUAUUUCCUGAUAGCCUGUCUCUGCCACACUCUUCUCUCUUCCUUCCCUGUCUGCAGAGUCUCGAUUACUUUUCAUUCCUGUCCCAAACUUACCCCCCCUGACCUCCCCUCAUCAUCCUGGGUCCUCUGGAUUCCCUGAGCGUUGUGCCAGGAUGAAGGAUACUCUAACUGGGACCUCUCCUUUCUAAAUGAAGCCAGUGAUUUCCAUGGUCCCCAAGGAUGUGGCCUAGCCUGCAACAGUGGCCUUUCUUGAUGCAAUCAUCAAGCAACCCAAAAUUAACCUAAGCCUACCCAAGUUGCUCUUGAAAAAGGGGGAAGGGAAGAGGCAACAUGGUCUAGAUUAUCUAAGCUAAAGGGCAAAGAGGAAGCAUGGUAAAGGUCCUUCAGCUCCCCCAGUUCCCAGGCUAGGUUAGAAGCUUUUAGGAUGAAGCUGAGGGCUCUGGAGGGGAUGCUUUGCCAUCUCUGAGAUCCUUCCUGGUGGGGUUAGGCCAAGAGAAGCUCUGGACCACUUAGGAUCUAGCUGCCUCAAUCCUGUUCUUUCAGGCUUGGCACAGUCUGUGAGACCCUGGGGAUGCAGUGCCCACGGCCUUGCCCCAGUGAGUGUAGGAGAGGGAAUCAUCCCUCCUUAAUUUCAGCUGUCCUCUUUCCUCCCCAUGUCUCUGCCCUCACUCUUAUUUCUAACCCUUUUGCCCUCUAUCCUUUAUUUCCUUCUCUAUAAAUCUAGCCCUACCCCCAGGCUCCUUAGUAACUGCAGGACUAGUCAUGUCACAUAGGAAAAAAACUUUGGGAGGAUCAGGGAAGAGAAGAGAUUUGUAGGUUGCCACUCAGACUUUUUUUUUUGGUGGAGGACUGGGAGGGAAUGAAUCUAUGUUCUGGAGAAGUGGAUGGAUAGCACUGAUUUUACAAAUUUCCCACAGACACCAGCCUCCAGGGAAUUUACCUCUGAUUUGCAGACUUGGCUGUCUGGCAGAGAUAUGUUUAUAGAUCUCUCACUAACCACUCCCUCCCCUCCCAGGGGACUCAGGGAUCCUCUUUUUUGCCAGAUACUCUCUCCCCCCCCCCUCACAUUAUUGUAUUUGCCCAGUCCCCACUUUGCACAUGGGGAAAGUUAUCCCUUGCCCCCCUAGAUCCCCCAGAUGUCUCAAGUCUGCCCAUCUAUACAAUGGGGACAUAGAGAUUCACCUACCUCAAGGGGAAUUGGGUGGGGAGGAGGGCUAAAACAUCUUUAGGUGACAGUGGAGGGAGUAGAGUUCAAGAUUUCAGGUUUUGGGUCGGGGGGAGGCUGGGAGGGUUUACCAAAGAAUCCAGGGGCAGGAGGUCUGGGAGGGACCAGUGCCCUACUUUACCACCUGGUCCUUUUCUUCCUCCCCCCAGAUUUUGUUGGGGGAGGAGGUGUGUAACUAACCAUUUCUACCUCAUUUUGCAAUGUAUUGUACAUGGGCAUAUUUAUCUCCUGUCUGACCCAUGCUCUGGAGUUGUGGUCUGUCUACCUCAGAAAAGACUGUAUUUUAAAGAAAAAAAAUUGUAUUACACAGUAUUAAAGAGAUGAUGUGA